AUGACAACUGAUAACAAUUCAGAGAUAACACAAUUCUUGGUAGAGGAUGUUUUAGCUAUUUUAAAGGAUGCAGUCGAUGUAACAAUUCAAAAUCAACAAUAUCAACAUAGUAAAGUACCACAAUGGACAUCGAGUGUGAUUGAUCACUCAAUGAAGAAGCUACAGGAAUUGAACAGACCAUUCAAAUAUAUUGUUACUUGCACUAUAUUCCAAAAGGUUGGUGCUGGUUUCCACACUGCAUCAUCUUGUCUUUGGGAUACCAACACCGAUGGAAACUGCUCGUACAGAUGGGAAAACAAGACUAUGUAUUGUAUUACAAGUGUAUUUGGAUGUAGAGCAUAA
Molecule: messenger RNA, 342 nt
Organism: Heterostelium album PN500
Lineage: Eukaryota; Evosea; Eumycetozoa; Acytosteliales; Acytosteliaceae
Gene: dlcA
Product: dynein light chain Tctex-type family protein
Exons: 3
Coding region: 1-342 (113 amino acids)
Biological process (GO): microtubule-based movement
Cellular component (GO): cytoplasmic dynein complex; cytoplasm
Molecular function (GO): dynein intermediate chain binding
Source: RefSeq, a predicted model, not a curated record